AUGAGCAAUGAAAGGGCAGUAUAUCGAGCGGUAACUGGAAUCGUUCCGCCAUAUGUCAUGUUCAAUACCACCUCGAACACUUUUUAUGGAUAUUGCAUCGAUCUAUUGGACGAUAUUGGAUCCCUGGCGGGUUUCGAUUACACCAUCAGAGAAUCGUUCGAUCGCCAUUACGGAUACAGAGAAGCACAAAAUGGCGGCUGGAACGGAAUGAUCUACGAACUGAUGCAAAACACAUCAGACAUCGCUGUGGGACCAAUGUGGAUAACGUCUGACAGAGCACAGGUGGUGGACUUCACGAUUCCCUAUCAGAGAUUAAGCGGUUUCUCUAUAAUGAUGCUGAAGAAGCAGAGGCAGAUCCCCUUUCUUCGUUUCUUAACGAUCCUGGAGAUCGAAGUCUGGCUGUGUUUCGCGUUAGCUUUCCUCUCGACGACGCUUCUGUUAUUUUUACUGGAGAGGUACUCGCCCUUUAGCUACCGUAACAAUCGGGAUAAAUAUCGAGACGAGCCAGACGACCGAUUCUGCUCCCUGAAGGAGUGCUUCUGGUUCGCGUUCGCGUCCUUCACCCCGCAAGGCGGUGGAGACCUUCCAAAAAAUUUGUCAGGGAAAAUGGCUGCUGCUACUUGGUGGCUGUUUGGUUUCGUCGUUGUUGCAGCUUACACGGCCAAUCUCGCUGCUUACGAAACGCUUGAGAGGCUGGAGAGGAGCGUCGAGUCCAUGGAUGAUCUGACGAAACAGUAUAGAAUUCGUUAUUCCACUUUGGCCAACUCCUCUGCGUUUAGAUACUUCCAGGGGAUGAAAAAUGCAGAGGAUAUGCUUUAUGAAGCUUGGAGACGAAUGACGCUAGAUGAAAAUACACCGGAAUGGAACAGAUCCAAGUACGCGGUCUGGGAUUAUCCCUUGGAAGACAAGUUCACGAAGAUGUAUUCCGCCAUGGAUGAAGUAGGAUUUGUUCCAAGUGUGGAGCAAGCCGCGAAGAUGGUACGGAAUGUAAACCGUACUUACGAGUUCGCUUUUAUAGCGGAAGCAGUGACCAUAAAAUAUCUGACGAUGACGAGCUGCGACUUCAGACAGGUCGGCGGUGAAUUCAACAAGAAACCGUUCGCGUUUGCAGUGAGAAAGGGCUCCAAGUUGAAGGAGAGAAUCGACGACGCGAUCACGGAUCUGGCGAUUGGGGGCAGAUUAAUCGAGCUGGAGACAAAAUGGUGGACAGAGAAUCCUCAAAGAGCCAACUGUCCAUCAGAUAAAGACUUCAAUGCAGGAUUUGGACUGGAUAAUUUAGGAGCUGUAUUCUUGCUAAUCCUCGUUGGUGCAUUGCUCUCGAUUUUAAUAUUGUGCUUGAAAUACUUAUGGUAUCGACGGGAUAGAAGAGUGCAUAGAACACAAGCAUCGAUGCAGCGUCUGAGAUCUAAAAAAAAUCAAAGAAGUUAG
Messenger RNA from Colletes gigas, 1428 nucleotides. RefSeq names its product ionotropic receptor 25a-like. Gene Ontology annotation, cellular component: postsynaptic membrane; plasma membrane. The record is from RefSeq and is a predicted model, not a curated record. Gene Ontology annotation, biological process: modulation of chemical synaptic transmission; synaptic transmission, glutamatergic; monoatomic ion transport. The transcript has 4 exons. Bases 1 to 1428 code for a protein of 475 amino acids. NCBI's taxonomy places the organism in Eukaryota, Metazoa, Arthropoda, Insecta, Hymenoptera, Colletidae. Gene Ontology annotation, molecular function: transmitter-gated monoatomic ion channel activity involved in regulation of postsynaptic membrane potential; glutamate-gated receptor activity.